Messenger RNA from Camellia sinensis, 921 nucleotides. The record is from RefSeq and is a predicted model, not a curated record. Lineage: Eukaryota; Viridiplantae; Streptophyta; Magnoliopsida; Ericales; Theaceae.
AUGAUAUCCCCAGUGCCAGUCACAGUCAAAGUCAUAGUUGAAGCAGAAGGUGAUAUGCUUGACAUUGCCAUGGAGGAUGCCCCUUUACUCGAUUUUCCUACUAUCCAAGAAGAGGACCUUACUCAUGCUUUUCUAGGUGGACCGACUGAUCCAUCAAUACUGCGGAGUUUUAAUAGUCAUGUCGUUGCAGUUGUUUGGCAGGGGGAGGAACGAGGGCCCCUAGAGUGUUAUAAUCACUCUUCGAAGAUCCUUGCAUGGGCAUGGUGGUUAAUAGACAACAACAUCAGAUUCAAAGCUAUGAUUGAGCGGUCUGGGUUGUCACAGUUAGCUUGUUACACUUAUCGGUUCGUCAACAAGCUUCUAAUCUCCUAUUUUGUUGAGAGAUGGCAACCGGAGAUGAACACAUUUCAUAUGACAGUUAGUGAGAUGACCUUAACCUUGGAUGAUGUUGGCACUAUUCUUAGCCUUCCCAUUGUAGGCAGAUCAGUUAGCGUUCUAGAUGUAAUGGAUCUUUAUGGAGUUAUACUAGUGGUUUCUGGCUUGGGGAUUACUGAAUAUGUAACACAUAACGGGGUUUCUACUGCUGGUGGGAGUUUAGUCAGGCUUGAGUGGUUGCGAAGUCAGUUUGCUGGUAUCACAGAUUCAGACCCAGAGGAGGCCAUAGAGUGCGCUGCUAGAGGUUAUUUGUUAUUUAUGUUGGGAUGUACGCUCUUCAGUGACAAGAGUGGUACCAGGGUUCCUGUUGUUUACCUUGGCUUAUUAAUGGAUUUGGGAUUUAUUCAUACUUAUGCCUGGGGUGCUGCUGCAUUAGCAUUUUUAUACAGACAGUUGAGGUAUGCUAGUCGAUCUCGUGUGAAGCAGAUCGGUGGUUAUAUGACUCUUUUGGAGGUGUGGAUUUAUGAGCACUUCCGAGCAUUCUGA